Molecule: messenger RNA, 513 nt
Organism: Rotaria sp. Silwood1
Lineage: Eukaryota; Metazoa; Rotifera; Eurotatoria; Philodinida; Philodinidae
Source: the annotation of a GenBank genome assembly
AUGCCGUACAAAAUAAUCUCGAAUAUAUCUCUUGCAGCAAGUGAAACAUCAUCGUUAUGUUCAACACCAUGUGCAGAUAGACAAAUCUGUUUCAGUGAUACUUGUGUGUACACGGGAAAUCUAGCCAUUACAAUCAUUUGGUCACGACCUGGCAACUGUGAUCUUGAUGUGCAAACUCCCAACCGUUGGGAAGUUUUUCCAAUGUAUCCAACCGAGCCAACAGAAUACACAGACUAUGGUCAAAUGGAUGUAACGAGUGAACUUACCGGACCAGAAAAUGCCUUUUGGGAUGUUGAUCAUCAAACUCCUCAGGGUUUGUAUCAUAUCUGCUUAGAGGUAUUCUUCUUCGAUGGUGUUGUUGAUGAGAACAAUCCACUUAUUGCGAACGUCUUUGUUCGAAAACCGUCGAGGAAUACGGAAACUUUUACUCGUACAUUUAUGAACCGAACAGAUGGAAUAUAUAUUUGUAAUAUCAAUUCAGUUGGAUACAUUGCAUCUAUCGCUUAUCCUUGA